AUGCGUCCGGCUAUCGAGCAAAUGGUACGCCAGUUCUUCCGCGCAAUCGAGAAUGACGAACGGGAUUCGGACAUCAUCAUGGACUUCUUCAGCGACAGUCCAACCAUGAUCAUUAGUCUCAAAGGACCUGGAUGGAUCUGGAUAGGCCAGAAGGAGGUGAAGCAGCAGUUUGAAAUUGCAAUCGAGGGCGGAUUGCGAGUUCUUCCCAAGAUGAUCGUCGUUGACAGAGGCCACGUUACUUGUCAUGUGGUCAUUUUCUUAUUUGGCACCGGUGACUUCGAUUCGUUCACUGAAUACCAAAGAAUUGCUAUCUUUGAUCUCGACAAGAACAAUCGCAUUCAACGUCUCGAGUACCGCGAUGUCGCUGGCACCGAAAAACAGCGCAAGGGAGGUAGACAGGUCCUCGAUGCUUUCAUCACAGAGAUCGAGGAGGGCGCCAUGGCCGUUGACUACCUGUCUUGA
This is a messenger RNA of Colletotrichum aenigma, 462 nucleotides long. RefSeq lists its product as uncharacterized. The transcript has a single exon. The coding region runs from base 1 to 462 and encodes 153 amino acids. Lineage: Eukaryota; Fungi; Ascomycota; Sordariomycetes; Glomerellales; Glomerellaceae. The record is from RefSeq and is a predicted model, not a curated record.